Molecule: messenger RNA, 1204 nt
Organism: Cyclopterus lumpus (lumpfish)
Lineage: Eukaryota; Metazoa; Chordata; Actinopteri; Perciformes; Cyclopteridae
Gene: mrpl12
Product: mitochondrial ribosomal protein L12
Exons: 5
Coding region: 137-712 (191 amino acids)
Biological process (GO): mitochondrial transcription; translation
Cellular component (GO): mitochondrial large ribosomal subunit; ribosome
Molecular function (GO): structural constituent of ribosome
Source: RefSeq, a predicted model, not a curated record
UCAGGAGAAGAGAGGCAGCGGAGAGGACGCCAUGUGCUUAUGAGGCAGAGGGAGUGAACAGGGAACCGGCUGUGACAGACUUUGCUUGUUUUAUUUUUACGGUACACCGGGGGAAACGGCUCCAGUUAACGUUAGCAUGUACUGCACCAGACGCUGCCUCCAGACCGCGCUGCGUGUCGCGGCGACCUCACACCGGCAACAGCUUCAGCGACAAACGCCAGCCGUGUGUGCUCUCAGACUUCUGAAGACCAGCUCUGCCCUCCACUCAGGCGCCAUCGCCACCCCUCCUCUUGACGGAGCACCCAAACAGUUUUCCCCGAAAAUCCAACAGCUCGUCGGUGACAUAGCCAGCCUCACUUUAUUAGAGGUGUCGGACCUCAACGAGCUGCUCAAGAAAACUCUGAACAUUCAGGAUGUUGGAAUGAUGUCGAUGGCUGCCUCAGCUUUACCUGCCGCUGCUGCAGAAGAGGACGAGGCACCAGUCAAGAAAGAGCAGACUCACUUUACAGUCAAAUUGACAGAAUUAACCGCAGCUGACAAAGUUAAACUGAUAAAAGAAGUUAAGAACUGCAUCCAAGGCCUGAAUCUGGUGCAGGCUAAGAGACUAGUGGAAUCUCUUCCCCAGGAAAUCCGAGUCAACGUGUCCAAAGAAGAGGCGGAGAAACUGAAAGCAUCCCUGGAGGCAGCAGGCGGCACCGUCGUCUUGGAGUAGCUCCACGUGCCAACCUGUUGUCCACCAUUUUGCUGCUCAUGCACUUAAACCUUCAUUCUCUUAUUUUCUUCUUUUUUUUUUUACGUGACAAAGAGGAGCAUCCUCGGGAAACAAAGAAAUGCCUUCUGACAUGAAUACUGUCUCUCAACAGCAUCAGAUGGGGCAGUACAACUCAGACUGAACUUUCCAGGCACACAGCCUGCACAAACAGCCACCCAGCUGUUCCUUUUUGUCUGUUCUUGUGUCUUUCUGAUACUUGUGAAACAAACAAGCGACAAAUACUGGCCUGACUGACAAGUCAGUUGGUCAAUUUGUGUGUGUGUGUGUGUACGUUUAACUUUUCACAGAAGAAAAGAUUAUGCACUAGGGACAUGGUUAACAUUCCCUAUGUGGAAAAACACCAGAUACUGUAUCUAGUUCAGGGUGGCAGGGCUGAGUCCUUAUUACUUAUAGAAUUGUUAAUAAUGUGAUUAAAGUUGAAAUAUCCAUAAA